GAAAGAAAGAAAGGGGAGAAAACAAUCACCAGUAUACACAAUAUACUUUAUGCCACGGGAUGUAACAGUAGGUGUUAGAGAUGGAGUGAGAGAGUCAGUCAUUUCAGAUCCGCAGUGCAAAUUCUCUCCCAAAUCGAACAGCAUGUCCUUCCCUCAUCCUCAUGAGAAAGAGGAAGUAAAAGCUACGGGAAGUUUUACAGAAAAUUGUUAAUGGCGGUUGAGAGCAGAACCUCCUAAACUCAUCAACUUUAUCUAAAUCACAAGAAAUAUUCUUCCAGAUCCAAGAAAAUCUGCAGACACUCAGCAAGAGUCUUACAGGCAUCAUGACCCUCCUUUAUAUUUACAUCUUAUGGGUCGCUGCCUGUGUGGACUCCAUCAGUGCAGAUUCACACAUUACUGUAUCAGCUCGAGUGGGUUCCACAGUCAUCCUGCCAUGUAACCUGAGAAAUGUGUUCACCAAAACACCACAUGUUCGAUGGCACAACGAUGUUGGGUUUGUGUUUGAGCAAAGCAGUGGUGGUACGCAAAUAGACCCAGGAUAUGAAGGACGUGUGGACAUUCCUGAAAACGAGCUGCGUAAAGGAAACUGUUCCCUGGUGUUGAAGAACGUCAGAAUCACUGAUGACGGUGCCUAUAGAUCCUUUGUGGUGGAAUCCUUGGACAGAACUAACACAGACAAAAUGCAAGAUAUCAGCAGGGUUAAACUCUCAGUUGAUGCUUUUCAGAUAUCUGCUCAAGUGGGUUCCACAGUUGUCCUGCCGUGUGAAUGGAGCGAUCUGCCCAUCCAAACACCUCACGUUGAGUGGUAUAUCGAUUCCCAGACUGUGUUUGAGCGAAAGGGUAAAGAGUCAUUUCAGGGUGAGGGAUAUGAGGGUCGUGUGGACGUUCCUGAGGACGAGCUGCUUAAAGGAAACUGUUCCCUGGUGUUGAAGAACGUCAGUGCUACUGAUGCUGCUGUCUACAGAAGCUCCAUGGUAGUGACACACGCAAAGAAAUCUGUCUUGGUCCAGAAAGUUGAACUCUCAGUCUACGAAAAUCCUGAAAAGAGGGAAGAGGAGCCAUCAGGUGAAGCUGGAAUAAAUUGGCCUCACCUGCUGAUCUUCAUCCUUUCCCUCUUUAUGUGUUUUCUCUUCUCACGUUGAGGAAACAUCAGCGUGAUCUCUCUGUGUACAGAGACUGAUUUAGGAAAAAGAAACAAGGAAGAUUUCAGUGUCUUUCAUCAACAUUGUCAACAAGUGAACAACUGUGAGGUUCAUGAGAACAUUUCUGACCCACAUAAAGCUGUGAUGCUGAAACACCACAAUAUCAGCACGUGAGAAAGACUCGGUAUGACCAAGAGCAUCAUACAAUCAUAGCUCCUAACAGUUGUUGGCUUCUCCUGUCUGCUUUGUCUGUUUUUUUAUAUAUUGGUUAUACUUUUUAGUGCAGAUGAGAGUAGUGUCUAAAGGUGUUGAUUUGAUUUGGAGGAAUUUAUUUGGUCUCCACUGAUUCUUAUUUCACUGCCUUUGAGCAGGUGCCAGCUUCUUUACACUGACCCAAAUACACAACUUUAAUUUACUCCACAGUGUAAAUUAACCAGUAAAGUUCAAGGAGUGUGUUCAUAAAGCGUUCUUAAGUGUGGAAUAAAGCCUGCAUUAUGAUAAGUGCUCUGAGCGUACAAGGUGCCUGAGGCAUUUCAGGUGUGUUUUAACUUGGUGACCAAGCUAGGGAACAGACCCAGCAAUCAUGCAUGUCAGGUUGCUGGAAAACCAAAUCAGUUCAAUUAAAUUAAAUUUUAUUUUUAUAGCGCUUUUAACAAUGGACCUUGUCACAAAGCAACUUUACAGAAAUGGUGAGGGCGACAGCAUCCAAAUAUCCCAGUUUACCAAAACAUUCUAUGCCCUUAAGCCCUCCAGAUCUGUGCCUUUUUCAAACACUGAUACUGUGUCUGAAUCCAGAACACUAAUUGGAAGGCUGUCCCAUAACUGUGGGGCUUUGUAAGAGAGCGUUCUGCCCCCUGUUGUAGACUGCACUAUUCAAGAUACCAAAAAAGAGCCUGCACCUUUGAUCAAACAGGCGUGCCCCACCUUGUAACUUACAGGACUUAAAGGAUCUGCUGCUAAGAUCUCGGUGCCAGAUACCACAGCACACCUUCAGAGGUCUUAUGGAGUCCAUGCCUCGACAGGUCAGGACCUACACAAUAUUAGGCAGGCGGUUGAACUCUGAAUAAGUGGCUGGAAGUGUUCGGGAUCUUUGUUGUAAUUCACAGCCAUCACUUUAUUAAGCUUUCCUUUCGUGACUGAUAUGUGAGCUCAUCGUUGAUCGCUGAUGGUACUAGCCCAUCUCAGGAGAUGGAGGAGAUGUUACAGUGCAGUGAUGUUUUCUCCUCGCCUAACAGUCAGAGUCAUGACAGAUCUAAUCAGAUGUUCAUCAAUGAGUAAACUGAAUCCCACAAUGACCAGCAAUGACUAACACCUUAAUGAACAUCUUAAUUAAGACAGUGUGACAAUCUGCAAAUACAUGUUGAGGUAGUUGUAUGGAAUUUCUUUAUUAACAAUACAGCAAAAUUCGGUUAAUGCACCCGUUAACCUUCCUGGUACUGUUGGUUUAUUAGUUUAUCCUCUUUCAGUCUUUUAGCCUGUUUUAUCACUCUCUCAUUCACUUCUCCAUCUCUGAGCUGAAGCUGAAACAUACAGUUCUGUACACUUUUAGGAAGUACACUGGACAAGUUUAGAAAGUUUGCUGCUGUAACUUGUUACUUGUAGCUGUAGCAGCAAUGUGCAGUGUUAUUUGUCACAGAGGACUUCAGUUUACAUAGUUUACAUCCUGUGUUACCUGGAAUCCACAGCACAUGUGGCAAAAAAGGUCACCAGCUUCUCUUUUUUCUGUAUCGAAAUUAAUAAGACCAAAAAAAAAAAAACUCAGCUUGUCAUGUUACUGCAAUGCAA
Pangasianodon hypophthalmus (striped catfish) is the source of this 2927-nucleotide messenger RNA. RefSeq names its product butyrophilin subfamily 1 member A1-like. Bases 324 to 1142 code for a protein of 272 amino acids. Lineage: Eukaryota; Metazoa; Chordata; Actinopteri; Siluriformes; Pangasiidae. Gene Ontology annotation, biological process: negative regulation of T cell proliferation; positive regulation of T cell proliferation; cellular response to lipopolysaccharide. The record is from RefSeq and is a predicted model, not a curated record. The transcript is spliced from 6 exons. Gene Ontology annotation, cellular component: external side of plasma membrane.